Messenger RNA from Astrephomene gubernaculifera, 2204 nucleotides. The record is from the annotation of a GenBank genome assembly. Lineage: Eukaryota; Viridiplantae; Chlorophyta; Chlorophyceae; Chlamydomonadales; Astrephomenaceae.
UAACGUGCUUGCCUGGUCUCUGCUGUCUACAGUCACUACCUAUUAUCUUAAUUACAUAGCACCAACAUGUUUAAGAUACUUCAGUCACACGAGGAAAGGGACCCUAAGGCUGUGCUCAAGCAGCAGAGCAAGCGUGCUCAGAAACGUCUACAGAACAAAGAAGCGCGGAGUGAGGGAGCGCGCGGAAAUGAACCGGCACAAUCAGUGGCGAAAACAGGCAACGAUAGACGGUUGGCAGUUCUGGAAAAUGGCGACCCCUCGGAGCAGCUUGCGAACCUCACGGACCUCGCGCAGGACGUCCUGCUAAGCGGCGAUCCGGACCCAGGCCUCCUAGAGGACAUAGGCUCCCAGAUUGCCGCUAUACAGCGCUUGCAGCUGCACGCCGGCAGCGGCAGCAGCGGCACCGGCGAGCACGCCAGGAGCCGGGCGCAAGGGCUUGACAGCGCGAACCUCUCACCCUUUGGCUUCCCACCAGGGCCGGGGCCAGGUCGAGGCGCCAGCAGUCCGAGACCCGGGUCAUGUGGCCAGGCACCGUCCAGCUACGUCCCUCCCGCGCCGCUGCCCUUCUCCCAUCUGGCCCGAAUGCACAGCGGCAGCAGCUGCGGCGAGGCGGGCAGCAGCGAUGCGCACGCCGGCAGCAGCAGUAGCAGCCACGCUAGGGGGCCCCCGCAGUCGCCAAGCGCGCAGGGUGCCAGCCGAAGCCCCUUCUCCACACCGAUUCGCAGCGGCGCGUCUGGUCCCAUGGACUCACAAGGUGAUUUCCCCCGCCUUCCUACGCCCUCGCCGCCGCUGCCACCACACCCGGCCAGUCGAGGGCCUUAUCCGGGCGCUUCUGGGGGCUCACGGCCCCGCGGCAAGAUGGCAGCUGCGGCGUUGAGCCGUGGCGGCAGCGGCGUCAAAGUCCUCCGUACGGCGCACUCCAACCCGUUUCCCCAUGGCUACGACAGCAGCAAUAGUCACCACGGUAACGGCUUCUUACGCGGCUGCUAUCCCGGCAGCAGCACCAACAACAGCAGUGCCCACGAUAACAACCGUUCCCUCGGCAGCGCCAACGGUCAUGCCAACGGUCAUUACAACACCAACGGCACUCCUCCUCAUCAUCACCCUAGCCACGAGUACGACAAUUUUGACUUGUCGUACGAUGACGAGCCGUUACCGAACUUGGACCUUUUGUGUGACUUGCUCGAUGACGGCGCCUGCCUGCGUGAGGAUCCGCUGGCGCAGGGCGACUGCUGCCUGGAAGGUCCCGGACCGGAUACCCGUGCGGUGAACCGGAGGAUGCUGGCGGCACAGCAGCGGCUCAUCAGCGCUCAGGAGGGCGGUGGACCGGUUCGUGGAGUGACCCAGGAGCAGAUGAGCGAGAUGAUGAAGCGCGCGCACAGUCGGCAGCAACGAGCCAGCACUGCCGCCGCCGCAGCAGGUGGGGAGGGCGGCAGCGGCGGCGGCGGCAGAGGAGCAGGAGGAGCCGGCAGCAGCAGCGACGAGGAUGAAGAGGAUGAUGAAGAUGAGGAGGGACCAUACCAGAGCUGCCCGGAGGAGGGACCUGUUACCUGGCGCCACACGGUGGAGAGCAUGAAGAGGAACGGCUGGGUGCUGGUAACCGACACAGUCGGCAAACACUACAAGUACCGCCGAGUGCUUCCAAACAACCAGGUGCAGACGCAGACCGUGCCCUGCUCCUCAUCCGAUAAGCUGCGAGGCGUACGGAACCUGCAAGCGGCCCUGGCGCGGAAGGAUGAGGAGGCGAAUGCGGUCGUCCGCGCGUGGCGAAAGGCGCAGCGGCAGCAGCGUAAGGAGGCAGCCGCCGCUGCAGCGGCGGCAGCGGCGCAGGAAGACUAAUUACGCAGCCAGCGGUGCUUUGACUACAGAUGCCGUUAAUUAUCGUACGCAUGUGACCGCGCUGUUUGGGCCAUCAAGCUUAUCCAAGUUUUCCAUGCUAACCACGCUCUUUCCUGUUGUGGCUGGUUGACUGACGAAGCAGGUCUGGCAUGCUUGUGUGUUAGUGGAAUUGCACUGCAAUUCCUACAAUUUUGGUGCUAUCUUAACGUAACAAACAGGGGAUAUGUAUGGAAGGUUGGAGGCGCUGUGUGCGUGUUAAAUAGCCCCACCGCAAGACGUCACUGGUGUGUGUCAGAAGGUUUAACCCAUCUACCAGAAGUGGGUUCAGCGCUUUAGUCAUUUGAUACUGUUCGCCUAACAGGAGG